CUGCACUCAGAGCAUAUUUAAAGAGCAUGAGGUCAACUUUAGCUAGUACCGCAGUAGGGCGCCUUAUUCUCGUCUCUCAAGCCUCAAGGGCCGGGACGCCUUAUGUUUAACUUCUGCAGCAGGGACAAUUCGGGAACACGGCAAAAGGGCCUCGUUGGCAGUGUCUCGCCGAAGCAGGGCGCAAUGGACAGCCUGGAGCCGUCGAUUGCGGUGCAAGUGGCAGCAUUGCGCAGCUAUCAGGACCUGCACUUCAAGAUUGACAAGAUACGAAGGGGCAGCCCCCACUCAGAAUACGCAGACCGGUUCAUCGUGCACAUCCCCUGCGGCCUUGAGAGCGUGCAAUGGCACGUGCUUUACAAUGCAGCUCAGCCAAACCUGCCCCCGGACGUCGUCUUCCCCCCCCAAAACAGCGACUUCCAGCCCCUGCUGCCGCCCCCUUCAGACAACGCCUCUACUGAUCCCCCCAGAGUGGUUCCUUACGUGGACAUGAUUUCGAAACCACACGUGCCAGAAGAGGCGAACCUUCUGGGGAUGCUCCUAGCUCUGAGGCGGCUGUACGUUCAGUACCAGCGGCGAAAGGUGGAGGCACUACAGGACGACAGAAUAAAGUUCGAAAUCAGCACCAUAGGCCACCUUGAGGGCCUCGAGGUCUGCCUGGCAGAGGGCCCCGACCGGCCAGAGGAGGUGCACAUGGUGAUCCCCCUACCUGGCAUCGACCUCUCACCUGAGGCCCUCCUUCGUGGCCGAGAUGGCCCCGCAGCGGCAACCGCCGCCGCGCUCUCGCCCCCCGGCCAGCCCACGCCCCGCGUCCAACUUUUUGUCCGCUUCCCCCUUCAGCGUGGCGGCGGUCCGCCCGGCGCCCCUCAGCUGAGCCUCAACACCCCCCCGGCCGUGCGCGACAUCCUGGGCGACUUCACACAGAAGCUGCCCGCCUGGACACCGCACAUGUGUUUGAUGGAGUACAUCCCCCCUCUUCAGGAGCAGCUCAUGGAACAGGUUCAGCUGUGCGUGGCAUCCGUCACGUAUCGGUGCCGGUUCAUCGAGCAGCUGCCACGUGUCUUUGGCCGGCCUCUGGAAGUAGACACGAAGUACUUCCGGCGGGCGAGCGUCCUCGCUUCCCAUUCUGGAUUCGUCUUCAUCGUUCACUUCCACCUUUCCCCCCAAUUUCCGAAGGACCUCCCCAUCCUAGUUUUCCAGAGCUCGCUGCACUUUAACUCAAACGCGGUGGCGGUUGCUUCAAACCCGUACGAUAACUACCCCUGGAGCCCCCGGUGGGACUACCCCGAGAUGGUGCGACGAAUUGGGGCCUUCGUUGCGGAAGAGGCGCCUUACUUCAGGACAUUCUGCGACGAUGUAGUGAUCAGUAGGCGGUAACUGUCGAGUUUAGAGACCUGCGACAAUCCCUCAGCUGCAGGCUGAUAGUUCGUAGGUCCUGUAGACAGGCACCCCGCGCUUCGGAAGGACAGGCUUGAUUUACAGGGACCAGUUUGAAUAAAAGUAUACGCAGAAAGAAUCUUAAUUGGUGACACGAUCCAUACAUUGCAGCGGAUGUAAAGAAUCCAGACGCUGUUCCGCCGCGGCGCUUGCACGUUGACCUGGACUUAGUUGGGGAGAUCUGCUGUCGUAAUCCAUCGACCAGAGCUAUUGAACGGAUAAAACCGGUUCGUCGUACUUCUACCGUAUUGUUGUCGGUUAUGCCAGACAUGCUAUAUAUCCACC
Messenger RNA from Klebsormidium nitens, 1719 nucleotides. The record is from the annotation of a GenBank genome assembly. NCBI's taxonomy places the organism in Eukaryota, Viridiplantae, Streptophyta, Klebsormidiophyceae, Klebsormidiales, Klebsormidiaceae.